This is a messenger RNA of Lindgomyces ingoldianus, 1336 nucleotides long. RefSeq names its product S-adenosyl-L-methionine-dependent methyltransferase. The record is from RefSeq and is a predicted model, not a curated record. NCBI's taxonomy places the organism in Eukaryota, Fungi, Ascomycota, Dothideomycetes, Pleosporales, Lindgomycetaceae. The coding region runs from base 273 to 1121 and encodes 282 amino acids. The transcript has a single exon.
AAAGUCACGAAGGAGCGUUGUGACAUACCUGUCCGUCCCUAAUGCUAGUGCAUCAGCUUGUUGGUGUAUCCCCAACUCCUUGGGCCAGAUUAGUACACCCUUCUCAGCGCUAGCACGAGGCCACCAACUCACAAAUUAUAUAUAGUCCUGGAUUCUACCUCGAUGUUCUGACAGCAUCAGACCUUGAAUUCCUGGCUAUUUCAGAAGCACUCUCCUUUCAACUUUUCCGAUAGCCACUAUCCUUGAUUCCGCACGACUUCAAACCCACCAACAUGAACGCUCAAGCCGGAUUCCUACCGAAACAAGCCAAAGCCCUGCUGGAUGGCCAGCAAAAAGUUCUUACAUACGAAGAAACAGGCGGGAAAGUAACAGCGCAAUUUGCGUCUCAUAAUCUGAACUUAAUUCCCUCCAUUCCAGCCUCCUCGAUCAUUCACGACAACACGUGUGGCUCUGGCACCGUCACCCGUCUCAUCCUGUCUUCGAAACCCCCCUCAAACAUAGUAAUACACGCCACAGACCAUGACCAGGCCUUUCUCGAUGUCCUCCAAGAAGACGUCAAGAAGAACUCCUGGCCCGUCGAAGUCACCAACCAGAAAUCAGAAAAUCUAUCUUUCCCGGACAAGUACUUCACGCACUCGAUCACCAACAUCGGCAUCUUCUUCACCACCUUAGCUGGGGUUGGUGGUGCAAAGGAAAUUUAUCGCACACUCAAACCUGGCGGCACCGCCAUCGUGAACUGCUGGGAGUAUGUAACAUGGUUUGCACCAAUCAAAGCAGUCCAUGACGUCCUUCGACCUGGAAAACCAUACCCAGCGCCAACGAUCAACUGGAGCGAUGGCAAGCAGCUCCAGAAGGUUAUGGUUGAAGCCGGCUUUGAGCAGGAAAAGAUGAAGGUUGAGAAGAGUGAGGCAUGGGCGCACCCGAAGGACGUGACGAAGUGGGCUGAGCUGGGGUGGGCUUUCCUCGGAGGCAUCGGAACAUGGCAGGAAAGCGACGAAGAGAGAUGGGAUGAGGCUGUUGGCCUUCUGGAGAAGGCCUUGAGAGAAGCUGAUGGUACAAAGAUUGUUGAUGGCGAGGUAUGGAUGCGUGCAAGCCAGUGGGUUGUGAUUGCAACGAAGUGAGGCGAAAGGCCGCUUAAGGAAGAGAGGAAUCUGAAGAUAUGUCUGCUCCUACACUGACAUUGGAUAAAGUCUCUAUGGACGGUUUCUAGACAGAGGUGGGCUGGAAAUUGGAUGUUGAUUGCAGGUUAAGGUUGAGACAAUCGAGAGUCAUAGAUCUAAGGUGCUUGUUCCUGUAAGGUUGUGAUAAGCUAUGCGAGACUCUUAUAGUAGAUGGG